AUGCAAGCUCUAAAUAAGAACACAACAAACUUUUCAAACUAUUCUAAGAUAUCUGAGUCAUUGAAAGAAGGAAACUUAAAACUGACAUUAAACCCAAUGACAGAUGAGUUUCUAUUUCAAGACAAGAAGAACAA
Molecule: messenger RNA, 134 nt
Organism: Trichomonas vaginalis G3
Lineage: Eukaryota; Parabasalia; Trichomonadida; Trichomonadidae
Product: phage tail repeat-like family
Exons: 1
Source: RefSeq, a predicted model, not a curated record